AUGGGUCAUGUUCCUUCAGGCAAGAAAAUUGACGGGAACUCCCCGAGAUCAGGAACCGUGGCCGGUCAGUCAGAAGGCAUCGACACCAGGCCAUUGACUCACCUGUCCGCAGCACCUUCUGCUCGACCUUCAAUCGAGAGGCAGGGCUCUGGCUUUGCAGGGAGUAGAUAUGGGUCUCCAUCUCCCUUGAACAUGGGCAGCAUGUCCUACGCAUUGCCGGGUCAUCCUCAGUAUGAUCAAAUGCAGUACCCACCGGGCCAGGGUAUGAUAUACCCCAUGUCAAUGCCGUACGGCCCUAACGCUGGAAUGGCCUACGGUGUGCCGUAUCCAUAUCCACCUUAUGCGAUUCCAUCUCACGGACCCCAUUAUCAACAUUAUGGAAACCAGCCCAUGCAAAACAUUUCGCAGCACACACAAUACCCCCAAGGCUAUUAUUCAUACAGCAACUACCCAGUACAUCGAACUCAAAUCCACGCAUCCCCGGUCGCCCUAUCCCGAACGAACGAACCGAAGCCGGACCCCCGUCAAGAAAACGACAAAAAAACUGCAUUUCUCGAAUACGAUGUCUCCAAGACUAUUGUGGAUGGCUCCAACCCUAUGAGACUAGCUCCAUCCCAGUCGCUCCCCUCUGACAACAGCUCCCCUUCCCACUCCGCACCGUCCGCUCCAACCACUCCUCGAGGGCCACCACGAAAACCGAAGCAGUCUGGGCACGCCCUCUGGGUAGGCAAUCUCCCUCCCGGCGCCAACGUUGUGGAUCUCAAAGAUCAUUUCUCGCAAGAUGCCACACACGACAUUGAAAGUGUGUUUUUAAUCUCCAAGAGUAAUUGUGCUUUUGUGAAUUACAAGUCGGGCGUGGCGUGCCUCGCAGCGUUAGACCGCUUUCACGAUUCUCGAUUCCAGGGUGUACGCGUGGUCUGCCGGUUGCGUAAAGGAUUCACUGCCCCGGGCUCGGGGCUGGGGGUUUCUGGCUCGGGGGGCACCGGCAGUAUCCUCCCUUCGCGGGAGGAUGUUGCCCCGGACGUCGCUAAUUCCGAUCCGACUUCGGGCGGGGAGGUACCGGAGCUGGGCUCGGCAGCUCCUGCAACGGGCAUCCACCCCCCUCCGGCCCGGGUGGUUGAUCGGUACUUUAUUGUCAAGAGCUUGGCCACGGAGGACUUGGAGCUAAGCAAGAUCAGUGGUAUUUGGGCCACGCAGUCUCACAAUGAGGCCGCGAUGAACCAAGCCUACGAGACGGCCGACUAUGUCUAUUUGAUUUUCUCGGCCAACAAAUCCGGUGAAUACUUUGGAUAUGCACGCAUGAUGUCGCCGAUCAGCGACGACGACGAACUUGCCUUGGAAAUGCCCUCGCGCCCGGAUCCACCCGCCCCCGAAGACCUGGACGUGACUCUCACUGCUGCCACCAGCACCGCGCCCCAGGGUCGGAUCAUCGACGACUCUGCCCGGGGCACCAUCUUCUGGGAAGUGGAGUCGAACGAGGACGACACCCAUAGUGAGAAAAGCGUUGAGCUCGACGAUGUGGAAGAACAGACGUUUGGCAAACCCUUCCGGAUUGAAUGGAUGUCGACCGCCCGUGUUCCGUUCCACCGGACUCGGGGACUUCGCAACCCUUGGAAUGCCAAUCGGGAGAUCAAGAUCGCCCGGGACGGCACUGAAAUCGAGCCCGUGGUUGGACGCAAGUUGGUCCAGCUCUUUCACGCUUAA
This is a messenger RNA of Penicillium olsonii, 1704 nucleotides long. Lineage: Eukaryota; Fungi; Ascomycota; Eurotiomycetes; Eurotiales; Aspergillaceae. The record is from the annotation of a GenBank genome assembly.